GUUUGUACCAACUUUGCACGUUGUAAGCAGCACCCCCGCAUGGCAUGAGCGAAAACUGUGGCAUCAAGAUAAGUCCGAAUGACAAGGGCAAGGGAAGAUUUGUAACAGGAAGCUGACAACGUACAGGUCUACACCUAUAAACUGAUUUAGUCUGCAAAAUGCUGAGGCAGUUGUUACGGACACAGUGUCCUGUAAAAAGACUAAUUUUGACAUGUAUUGAAAGACCUCUGCAGAAUGCUGGUCUUCUUUCAAGGCAGAUGUGGACAAUGGUUUGUCCGAGCACAAAGCAGACACUGAUGUUGCCAAAGCCUGCUUGGUGUCAAUCAACAAGGCUGCAACAUGAUGAUAUACUCAUGACAAAGGAAGAGAAAGCUGCUGCUGCUGAGAAAAUUCUUGCCAAUCUUGACCCAGAUAGACAAAAGCAGCUUGAUAUCAUAAAGCUAGAAUAUGAUGUACUCCAGCAGUCUCGUGUGGAUGUACCAGAGAAUAUCCUAGCAUCAGAUUGGCUAGAGUUACUAAAUCUACCAUCACAAAGCUCCAGAAGGCGUCUCUAUCGUUACCUUGUGAAAACCGAAAGAAAAAAGAAAUCUGCAGUGAUGAAGAAGGCCAAGAGGGCUCUUUUGAAAGCUGAACAGAUGUCGAAACCUGAAGGAGAGAAGGAAAAAAAAUCAAACAUUAUUUUCCCUAUGUAUAACAACCCUGCAAAACUGUAUCGGAACAAUAAUGUGGCUCAUUCAAUGAUGUUUGGACCUGAUGUUAUUGUAGAUCUUGACUUUGAUGACCACAUGCGAGAUAUGGAUUCUUCACAUCUAGCAAACCAACUUUUCAUGGGUCACAGGUUCAAUUGUGAGGACCCAGAACCUUUUCAUAUGAUUUUUACCAAUGCCUCCUCAUCAAAUAGAACCAUUCAGUAUAUGUCCAAAAGGUGUGGUUUUUCACUUGACAAAAUGAUGUUUACUGUGACUGAGAAGGAUUAUCUAGAUCUGUAUCCAAAGGAAAAGCUGGUGUACCUGACUCCACAUACAGACAAAGUCUUGACCGAGUUUAGCUAUGACGACAUCUACAUUAUAGGAGGUCUCAUUGACAAAGCCAUUUCAAAACCUUUGACUUUUGCCAAAGCAAAAGAACAAAGGAUUAGGACAGCCAAAUUUCCCCUGGACAACUACCUCAUUUGGGAGAAAGGAGGAAAAAGACUGACAAUAGAUCAAGUGAUCAAGAUUCUUGUGUCACUCAAACACAGCAACUGUUGGAAAACUGCACUGGAACAUGUACCAUCACGAAAAAUUGUCAGAUUCUGAGAGCUGCCGAGAAACCUAGGACACUGUAUAGGUUAAACUGUUAGGCUUGGAUACAUGUCAUUGAAUGCACACUGACCUUGAGAGACCUCAGAAAUGUGCUAGUCUUUGUAAAGGGACGAUAACAAGGAGUUCAGUGUUGAGAGGAAUUAGAGUGAGUGAGUAUUCCAUUUAUAUCGCUGCGUGUCAGCUUAAUGUCGGAGGAAAGCCUGAAGUGAUGCAGGUCUCAGACGUUUACCACUUCGGUGAAACCGACGAGCACGGGUAUGG
Molecule: messenger RNA, 1565 nt
Organism: Haliotis rufescens (red abalone)
Lineage: Eukaryota; Metazoa; Mollusca; Gastropoda; Lepetellida; Haliotidae
Product: mitochondrial ribonuclease P protein 1 homolog
Exons: 4
Coding region: 159-1298 (379 amino acids)
Biological process (GO): mitochondrial tRNA 5'-end processing; positive regulation of mitochondrial translation
Cellular component (GO): nucleoplasm; nucleus; mitochondrion
Molecular function (GO): tRNA binding
Source: RefSeq, a predicted model, not a curated record